Molecule: messenger RNA, 1861 nt
Organism: Octopus sinensis (East Asian common octopus)
Lineage: Eukaryota; Metazoa; Mollusca; Cephalopoda; Octopoda; Octopodidae
Product: alpha-tubulin N-acetyltransferase 1-like
Exons: 12
Coding region: 437-1765 (442 amino acids)
Biological process (GO): alpha-tubulin acetylation
Cellular component (GO): microtubule
Molecular function (GO): tubulin N-acetyltransferase activity
Source: RefSeq, a predicted model, not a curated record
AAAUCAUUGUUGGAGCUUCACUGUGCUGUCAAUAUUUACUUUCUUGUUUGUUUCUUGUGUAAAGCAUGUCUGCAAUAAACAGAGAGAAACCUUUUUGCCAUUAGAGUCUAAAACAAACAAUCAGACAUCGUAUCGUAUCAUAUUCACCCGCCGCUGCUUGUUUCGAUGUGUCAUAUGUAUAAGAGGGGGAAAUGCAAGAUAUAAUGGAUGAAAGACUUUGAAAACAAAAAAAGAUUUAAACAAUGAAAGAAUAACAAGGGUUUAAGGCCAGGGAAAGAAAAAGAAAAGAAAUAGAAAGAGUAAAAGAUUGCUUGAAGAAACUGAGUAUGCCAUUGGAAGAUUCCUCAUAUCAUGAACACUUGGUUCAUAGCUUCACAACAGUUCCAUUAAUUCAUGCCUCAGACACUUAGUUGGUGCCAGCAGACCAUUAAGAGCGAUGGAAUUUGACUUCAAUAUCAACCAGAUCUUCACAAACAGGAUUACCAAGUUUGACAAACGAAUAAAACAGUUCAACACGAACCGGAGAGAACCAACACAACAGAAGGACCCAGCAUGUAUAGUCAUAGACAAACUUGGAAUUGCGUCUUCUAAGGCUCAAGGGUUACGAAUUCCGGUGACCAGUACUUCUAAGCUAAAAGAUUCUGACCAUCGUAUUUAUUUGUUAAAAGAUGAACAAAACCAAAAUCUCGGUGCCGCUAUUGGUUUCUUGAAGAUUGGCUACAAGUCACUGUUUGUGUAUGACAACGAUGAAAUUAUUCAUGAACUGACGCCUAUGUGUAUCUUGGAUUUCUAUAUCCACGAGUCUCGUCAGAGGCAAGGUUUUGGAAAAGAAUUAUUUGACCACAUGUUACAGGACACAAGACUGCUGCCUUGCCAGUUAGCCAUUGACAAACCUUCAUUCAAAUUUAGUUCAUUUCUCAAAAAACACUACAACCUCGUUCAUUCCAUACCUCAGACAAACAACUUUGUGAUAUACCGUGGAUUCUUCUCUGAGAAAAAGAAAGAUAUCAGAUUGAACAAGAGACUGCUGCAUUAUAUGAAUCAUUAUAACCAUGAGCAAAUUCUCCCAAAUAAAAAUGCCGAACCACAAAUUUCCAUCAACAGACUAAACUUGCAUGAAAAGGAAACGGUUCCUGCGAAAUGGGAACCAAUUUCAAAAGCAUCAGCAGAGAAUACCCAAGUGUUAACCAAGCAGCAAGAUUAUCCAAAGGAUAAAGACCUUCUUUCUGUAACCAAUUUAAAACCAGCUCCUCCUGAAGCAAAGACCUCUCUGAAAGAAAGCCAUUACAAUCCUAUUGCCGAUACGACUAAAACCAGGACUCCACAAACUACAGUGAAGCCACACCGGACCACUCCUUUACCAUUAGGUGACGACCACAGCAGAUAUCUCAGCUCAGCUCAUAAGACACCACCUGAAGAGGCUGGCAAUAAAAUCAACAGAACAAAUGGACCACAAAGAGCCAAUCUAGCUGGAGACACUGACCAUCCCAACUUCAACCCAAAGAUGCUAACAAAAGUCGACCCACUUAGCUUGUACACCAAUAGGUUAUCCUACCCAAGACAGCAUGCGAAAUUGCUUCCUUAUAUGGACUCUACAAAAAUUAGAUUGCCCCAAAUAGACCAAGAUUCAUCACAGUGCUUCCAACGCAAGUCUUCAUUCCCGAACAGAGAAAUUAAUAACAAUGUACCUUGGUCGUUAUUCAACAAUGUGGCAAAAUAUCAUUCACUCAUAAAACGGGGUUAUUCCCACACACGUAUCUGGUGAAUGGAUGAAAGCCACAGUGCAGCAUUUCAAACUGAACCACUCACUGCUUACAUUAUUUAUUAACUAAUUUCAUUCAAUUUGUUUUAUUCCACUUUU